AGGUGAGCACCAGCAUCGCAGUCGGCACAAGCAGCGGCGCAGCCAGUGGCAGCGACAGCGACAGCUACAGCUACAGCGACAGCGACGGAGGCAGCGGCAGCGGCAGCGGCAGAGCGCCCAUAGCAGAUACUUCAGUUUGCGUCGAUUGUGCCGAUUGAGAUUCAGAUUCAGUUCCAGAUCACAGCCCGAAUCGGAGCCGCCAGUGUGUGCCAGCCGCAACGCAACGGAACGGAACGCCAGGCAACGUCUACGUCAGCAAAAUCACGUUGCAAGUCACCAGUUGGCCGGAAGAUUGGCGAAAAUCCUAAUCCCCUGGAGCAGAACCCAGAACCCAGAACCAAGAACCCAGAACCCACUGAGAAAUGGCCAUUAAACCGGGACUCGGUCGCAAGACCAGCAACAAGAACCCGCCGAUCCUGAGCCACGAGUUCGUGAUCCAGAACCACGCGGACAUCAUCUCCUGCGUGGCCAUGGUCUUCGUGGUCGGCCUGAUGAACGAAUCGACGGCGGCGUUCGCCAGCGCGUUCAUAUCCCUGCACCACAACGUCAGCGGCGAGGAUCCCAGCCGGGAGCAGCCAUAUGGCAAGGCGUACACCUACAUUGCCGGCAUCAAGGACUACUGUGCGAUAUUCUUCUACACGCUCACCUGCAUCAUCAUGCACGCGAUCAUCCAGGAGUUCGUGCUGGACAAGAUCAGCAAAAAGCUGCACUUGUCCAAGUUCAAGCUGGCCCGCUUCAACGAGUCCGGCCAACUGGUGGCCUUCUACCUGCUGUCCUUCGUGUGGGGCGCCCACGUCCUGCUGAAGGAGGGCUACCUCGGCCAGGUGGCCCAGCUGUGGGAGGGCUUCCCCGACCACCCGAUGAGCUUCCUGCACAAGUUCUACUUCGUGGUGCAGCUGGCCUACUAUCUGCACAUGCUGCCGGAGCUCUACUUCCAGAAGAUCAAGACCAAGGAGGAGCAGCAGCCCAAGAUCGUGCACUCGAUCAGCGGCUUCACCCUCAUCGUCCUCGCCUACACGCUCAGCUUCCAGCGCCUGGCCCUCGUCCUGCUGACGCUGCACUACUUCAGCGAGCUGCUGUCGCACGUCUUCCAGCUGAUCGGCGUCUUCGAUCGCGAGGAGCGCCUGGCCAAGCUGCGCGUGGUGAACAACGCCGUCUUCUUCCUCAUCCGCUUCGCCACGUCCGUGAUCGGCGUGCUCACGCUGUACUACGGCAUCGGGGGCGUGCGCUCCCUGCUGGCCCUGGGCGGCCUGAUCGCCCUGCAGGGCUACCUGGUCUUCUCCUUCAUCACGGAGCAGCUGCGCGCCAAGCGCGAGGCCAAGAAGGAGGCCAAGCGGGAGGCCAAGCUGGCGCUGCAGACCAAGAAGCCCGUCAAGGCGCCCAAGGACAAGGUGAAGCGCAAGAAGGAGAGCGACCUGCCCGAGGCGGACCAGACCUCGCCCAGUCCCAUCAAGCAGAAGCUCAAGUGAGCUGCUCGAGCGACGAGGGGCCAGCCAGCACAGAGCAACAAAAUCUUCCGCACACUUCCAAUUCAAAACGAAUGAGAGAAUGAGAUAGAGAGAGAGCAGCACCAUGGACAGGAGCCGGGGACACUGGAGACUGGAGACUGGACACUUGGCUCCCUGUUGAUGUAAUCUCGUUGGCUCAAAACUACCACUGCAACAUUUCUGCUGCAUUUACUUGCUCGACACACAAAAGAAACUAUUUCUUAGCCUAAAUGUUUUGUUUCAUUUAAGUUUACGUCAUUUUUAAAACAAAUUUUUUUUAUUUUUAUACAUACACAAAAAAUGAAAAAAGAAACAAAUACAACAAAAGAGAAAAGCAA
This is a messenger RNA of Drosophila santomea, 1825 nucleotides long. It is a transcript of the gene TRAM, whose product is annotated as translocating chain-associated membrane protein 1. The record is from RefSeq and is a predicted model, not a curated record. Gene Ontology annotation, biological process: SRP-dependent cotranslational protein targeting to membrane, translocation; protein insertion into ER membrane. The transcript has 2 exons. Bases 363 to 1469 code for a protein of 368 amino acids. NCBI's taxonomy places the organism in Eukaryota, Metazoa, Arthropoda, Insecta, Diptera, Drosophilidae. Gene Ontology annotation, cellular component: endoplasmic reticulum membrane.